Molecule: messenger RNA, 198 nt
Organism: Sclerotinia sclerotiorum 1980 UF-70
Lineage: Eukaryota; Fungi; Ascomycota; Leotiomycetes; Helotiales; Sclerotiniaceae
Exons: 2
Coding region: 1-198 (65 amino acids)
Source: RefSeq, a predicted model, not a curated record
AUGUGGAUGGAGGAGAAGAACCAGGAUUGCAGACGUCAGAGUAAUGAUCUAUGUCCUAGAAUUCGUAAGAAAGAAGAUGGCAAAGAUGAAUUUAUCAACCAAUGGACUAUGUGGGAAGUAGAUGGAGAAGAUGUAGAAGAUGAGUCCUAUGAGGAGGAAACAGGUGAGGAAGGGGAGAGAAUGCGUGUGGAUGUUUAG